Molecule: messenger RNA, 1164 nt
Organism: Phaeodactylum tricornutum CCAP 1055/1
Lineage: Eukaryota; Bacillariophyta; Bacillariophyceae; Surirellales; Neidiaceae
Exons: 1
Coding region: 1-1164 (387 amino acids)
Cellular component (GO): membrane
Source: RefSeq, a predicted model, not a curated record
AUGAUUAGCAACUCGGACUCGUUGACGGAGACUAGCAAAAAACGUGUUUCCAGCCCGAGCAGUCCCACAGAAGCCGACGAAACGAACCCGUUCCUCGCGAGUAUGAAAGAGGACGAAUACCAGAGAGGCUUUCUGACUAUCGGAUUCAUAACGCUUCUCAACGCCUCCUGUAAUCCCCUAUGGCACGCUGCCUUUGCUAACGGUGGUCCUUCACCAUUUUUGUUGAAUGCUGGAGUUAGUGUAGUUGCACUGCUUGGCCUUUUGGUGGGUGGACCCUUGCUGGAUCGACGAACACCCACCGUGUCCAAUCUCGCGGCUACCGCCUCGGCAGCGUUGCCAACCGAGGAGGCUGCGGACAGCAUUCCCUCGAACGGAGACGUUGUCGACCCAACGUCCUCUCCCAACGCGAACGUACAACACGUCUUGGGUGGUAUGGAGCUCGGCCUUUGGAAGUUCCUCGGCACAACCGCACACCUCUACGGAUUGAGUCUCACCACGGCCGAUCACGGGGCCUUUUUGAUCCAACUCACCACACUGAUUGUUCCCGUGGUGCAAGGGCUGCAGGGUGAAAAAAUUCCCCGACAGAUUCAGUUCGCUGUUGGGCUAGCCUUGCUCGGAGUUUACGCCUUUACCCAGGACCCCAGUGGAGCCGCCACCACAGCGGUUGCUGCUCAACAGCAGGCUACCGGAGACGCCCUCUGCGUGGGCGCCGCCGUCUUUUACAGCUUUUACGAUAUUCAGACCUUCAAAUGGGGCAAGCAAGUACCUCGUAAACAACUCGUCACCACCAAGGUUGCUACGCAGGCGGCCUUGUCCGUCGCCCUCUGCGCCACCGUCGCCAGUGGUGACACGGUCGACUUUUUCCGGGCCAACCCGGAUUGGGCCACGUCCGGUCUCCUCGUACCCGUUAUUUUAUGGAGCGGACUUAUUGUCAACGCACUCGCAACCUUUCUACAAGUUGGCGGCAUGCAGGCGGUCGGUCCGACCCGAGCCCAAACCAUUUUUGCCUCCCAGCCUUUGUGGAGCAGUAUGCUGGCGUACGCGUUUCUGGGGGAAACCGUCGGGGUCCAGGGAGCCGUCGGCGGUUGUGCCUUUUUGUUCGCACUCUUCUUGGCCGCUACCGCACCACAAGAGCCCAAGACUACCCAACAGUCAACGUCGUAA